Molecule: messenger RNA, 4209 nt
Organism: Clarias gariepinus (North African catfish)
Lineage: Eukaryota; Metazoa; Chordata; Actinopteri; Siluriformes; Clariidae
Gene: rrp12
Product: ribosomal RNA processing 12 homolog
Exons: 34
Coding region: 54-3911 (1285 amino acids)
Source: RefSeq, a predicted model, not a curated record
AGGCCGGGGAGAAAGCGUGGCUGAGCGUUUCGAGGGUCACGUCUCUCCACAAAAUGGUGAAAUCCGGCAAACUUCGGUCCGGAACAGCGCAGAAGUUAAAGCGAUGGAAGAAAGGACACAGCAGCGAUUCAAACCCAGAGUCGAGCCGCUAUCGACAAGCUGCCAGAAGCCGAUUUUUCAGCCGGCCGAUAGAAAAAAGUGAUCUUACAGUUGAUGCUCUGAAAUUGCAUAAUGAGCUUCAGGCUGGUUCACUGGAAAGAAAGAAGGAUGGUUUGGGCGAUGCCAUGGACGAUACAGCAGCCCUGACCGAAAGAACAUCCGGCACAUUUCUGAGUGGCCUGUCUGAUUGCUCUAAUCUGACUUUUAGAAAAGUUCAGCGUUACUGGGAGUCCAACUCUGCUGCACACAAAGAGAUCUGUGCUGUACUGGCAGCUGUUACUGAAGUAAUUCGAUCACAGGGGGGAAAGGAGACUGAGACAGAAUACUUUGCUGCUUUGAUGACGACUCUUGAGGCGGUUGAAAGCAGUGAAUCACUGGCUGCUGUUGCUUACCUACUCAACCUAGUGAUGAAAAGGGUGCCUGCUCCAGUGUUGAUAAAAAAAUUUUCAGAUGUAGCAAAGGCCUUUAUGGAUGUCAUGUCAAAACAAGCCACUGCCGACUGUGUCUCCUGCAUUCGAUGGAUCUUGUCCUGCCUGACGACUUUGCUGAGGAAGCAGGAUCUCUCUGUGUGGAGUUAUCCAUCCACCCUUCAGGUGUAUCACGGCUUGCUCAGCUUCACUGUGCACUCAAAACCAAAGGUGCGUAAAGCAGCUCAGCAGGGUGUGUGCGCCAUCCUGCGUGGUAGUGACUGCAUGUUUGGAGAGAACGCUCCCAGCCACCAUCCUGCUGCUGUUACUACAGCAAACUACUGCGUUAAAGAGAUGGAGAAGGCAGGAGGUAGCAAGGAAGAUACGACCACACUGCAUGUGCUGGGGCUCCUGAAGGAGCUGAUUACUACAUUUCCCCUCAGCUCGAUAAAGGCUUGCUGUGAGACUCUUCUUCGUGUUAUGACCCUGAGUCAUGCGCUAGUGACGGCGAGCGCCAUGCAGGCUUUCCACAAGCUCUUCAGUGUAAAACAAAAGCCCUCCAACAUGACUGCAGCACUCAAUGCACAGAUUAUCACAGUUCUGUAUGAGUAUAUCCCCAGUGAGAACGACUUGCAGCCAUUGCUAGCCUGGCUUGCUGUCAUGGAGAAAGCCCACAUCCAUUUGUCCAGCUUACAGAGCUCUUUGAGUCUGGGUCACCUUCCUCGGUUCUUUUCCGCUACCAUGCCCUGUCUCCUUUCCCCGCACACUCAGGUUGUCUCUGCCGCCGCACAGACUCUGAAGACCCUGAUCAGUGAAUGCGUGGCACCUCAUAUGGCAGAGAUCGGACCUGUUCUACCCAGUGUAUCUUCUGGUAAUGGGCUUUCCAUCUGUAAGAUGUUCCGGGUUGUAGAGGAAGGCUUGUCCUAUCGCUUCCAUGCUUCAUGGCCGUUUGUGCUGCAGAUCCUUGGCAGCUUCUACAAAGCUGCAGGGAAACAAGCUCAUCCUGUUAUGAUGAAGAGUCUGCAGUCUCUGAGUGACCUGCGUGCGACACCGCAGUUCCCGUUCUGUGGAGAGUUGGAUUUGGCGGUAGGUGCUGCAGUGGAGAGCAUGGGCCCACAGGUCGUCCUCGGCGCUGUCCCACUCCUCAUUACUGGGACUGAUGACGACCUGGAGUUCCCACGCAGCUGGCUCAUUCCCGUCAUCCGAGACAAUGUAAAGAACACCCAGCUGGAAUACUUCAUCUCUUACUUCCUUCCCCUAGCAUCCACACUGAAACAGAGAGCGGAUGAAUUUGAGAAGGCAGGGCAGAAGCUGGUUGCAAAAGUAUAUCAGACAUUACAGUUGCAGAUCUGGUCGAUGCUUCCUGGAUUCUGCACUAAACCCACUGAUGUGGUCAGCUCAUUUAAGGGCAUUGCCCGCUCAUUGGGUAUGGCCAUCACUGAUCGCACUGAUCUUCGCAUGUGCAUUUACCAGGCCCUGCGCACACUCAUCUACAAGAGCUGUGAGACAGAAGAGGAGAAGGCAGAAGUGGGCCGCUUCGCUAAGAACUUUUUGCCCAUUCUGUUUAACGUGCACACGCAGCAGCCGCCACCCAGAGAAAGUGACCCGUCCAGACUGGCUGUGCUCGACACCAUCAGAGCUUACCUGACCAUUACUGAUCCCAAGGUGGUAGGCACAUUUCUGCUAAAAGCUCUGGAAAGGCUCAGCAGCCCUGACAGCACGGAGUUUUCACGGCUUACCGUAAUGGAUUUGGUUGUCGCAAUGUCUGCAUUUGUGGAGGAAGAGGCUAUGGCACAAACAUACCAACAAAUCAAACCUUACUUGGAGAGUAAGGAUUCUGGUAUUCAAAAGAAAGCGUACCGGGUGUUGGAGGAGAUGUGUGGAGGAGAGAGAGAGCAGUGUAAGCGUUUUGUUCUGGCCAAUCUGGAACAGCUCAAGGUGGUCCUUCUGGACAACCUGAAAAGCGCAUCCUCACCUGCCAAAAGACCCAGACUGAAGUGUCUCAGUCACAUUGUGAAGCAGCUGAACGAAGAGCACAAGGACUUCAUCACUGCACUUCUUCCUGAGGUUAUAAUUUGCACUAAGGAAGUCUCUGUCGGGGCACGCAAAAACGCCUACGCCUUGUUGGUGGAGAUCGGCAAUGCCUUUGUCCGGUUCUAUGGAAACAACAAAGAUGCCUUGAAUGAGUGCUUGGGUCAUGUGUAUGUUGGACUCACUGGAUCAGUCACAAUGAUAACCUGCACUGUGCUGGCCCUUACCAGACUAGUGUUUCAGUUCAAAGACUGCUUAGAUGUAUCACCACUGGAGCAGCUCCUGCAAAACAUCUGCUUGCUGCUCUCCAGCAGGACACGGGAGAUUGUCAAGGCUUCUUUAGCCUUCAUCAAAGUCAUCCUCUUCAUCCUGGAUGUAAAAGUUCUAGCCAGUCAUCUGACCCUUAUUAUGGACGGCAUUAGUGGUAUGAAAGACGAUAUGAGAAGGCACUGUAGAACGAAUCUGAAAAACAUUUUCACUAAAUUAGUCCGCAAGUUUGGUUUUGAGCUGGUGAAGAGCAUGCUGCCUGCGGAGUUCCAUAAGGUACUGGCCAAUAUCCGUAAAGUGGAGGCUAGAACGAAGAGACGCAAACAGCUGAACAAGGCUGAGGAAGACGGUUCAGACAGUGAGGAAGAUCUACCCAAAGCUAAGACUGACAGUAUUGAGGACGUCCUGGCAGACUCGGACUCUGAUGACUCAGAGGAUGAGAAGCCUAAGAAAGGCCAGAAGAAGCCAGUUAAACAAAAAGCGCAGGCCUGGCUGAAAGAAGGCGUGUCUGACGAACCGCUCAAUUUCCUUGACCCUAAAGCAGCACAGAGAGUUCUAUCCACCAACCCUGACUUGAAAAAAUCUUCCAAGAGGGAGCACGGCUUCAAGAUGACAUCAGAUGGGAGACUGAUCAUUAAAGAUGACGAUGAGAAGGAUGAUGGAUCUAAAGGUGACAAGGAAAUGGAUGACAUCCUGAAAGAGGCUGGAGUAAAAACAAAAAAAAGCCAGAAGAGGAAAAUCGAAGAUGAUGUCGAUGACGACAUGGAGAUUGAGCCGCAAAUGAAAUAUAAGGCUGGUGGCGUUGGGAUUCACAGACCACUGGGAGGAAAAGAGGAGUCAGGUGCUGGAUACAAAGCUAAGAAAGGAAAAGGUGACAUUAAGAAAAAGGGGAAGCACGACCCAUAUGCCUACAUCCCUCUUAAGAAGGCCCAGCUAAACCGCAGGAAAAAGGCCAAACUGCAGGGCCAGUUUAAGGGCAUGGUCAGAGGAGCUCAGAAGGGAGCACUGUCUGGAAAAAGAAUGCAGAAAAAUAAAAGGAGAACCUGAGUCAUAUAUAAACAUGUGCAAUAUGUUUAAAUCCGGAUGGGAUUUGUUUAUGGACUAUCUUUAAAAAGUUAUAAUUCAGAUCGGAUGACGUCAUCAUGCUGAAUUGUGGCUUGGGAAUGUGAGGAGAGUUGUACGGCUGUUCCACUACAGAGAUUACAACUGUGUUCCUUUGAUCAGCGUGUGAUCCUUUCCAGCAAACUGUUAUUUUUAAAGGUGGAAAUGGGUGGAAUACACGAGAUGGUAUUGUGAGAUAAAUGUAUUUAUGUCUUGGAAAGUAAACAUAGCUAAACCAAAAAGA